AUGAUUGGCCAAAAAACCGGUGAUGAUAAUACACUUGGAAAUCAACAAAAUAACCAACAAAAUUGUCAAAUUACAAAUGUUAUUGCCGAUGUUAAACAGGGUCUGACUGAUUACCAUCAGUCUUUCCAAGUGAAUUCUUGGAAGGAUCGGGUCAUCUUAGCUGUUGCCGUAAUUAUACUAUGUGGAAUUAUCGUUGUAUUAUAUAAAUUUGGUAUUAUAAAAUGCUGUUUUCCACUACAUAUACGUUUAGCUGAUUCUCUUCGUGACCGAACCCCACAUCAAUCUGCAUUAAAAUCCGCACGGCUACAAUCACCAGCUCACACAGGUUUUACACCAAAUCCAACUGUAAAUCAACUACCAUCCAGUCAUCAUCCUACGAGUCUCUACAAUUCACCAAUGCAGUCAUAG
Messenger RNA from Didymodactylos carnosus, 408 nucleotides. NCBI's taxonomy places the organism in Eukaryota, Metazoa, Rotifera, Eurotatoria, Philodinida, Philodinidae. The record is from the annotation of a GenBank genome assembly.